Molecule: messenger RNA, 19250 nt
Organism: Zootoca vivipara (common lizard)
Lineage: Eukaryota; Metazoa; Chordata; Lepidosauria; Squamata; Lacertidae
Gene: ARHGEF3
Product: Rho guanine nucleotide exchange factor 3
Biological process (GO): positive regulation of Rho protein signal transduction; intracellular signal transduction
Molecular function (GO): guanyl-nucleotide exchange factor activity
Source: RefSeq, a predicted model, not a curated record
CAGAGAUAUCGGAUUCUUAUCUCAUUAUACAUGAUAAGCGAUCUUCAGCCAUCUCAACCCUUGCUUUUUCAUGCAAAACCAUUUGCAGUCGUUUUCGGUCAUCAACAGCUAUCAGUCAGUCAAUCACCCACUUCCACCACCCUUCUGAGUGAUCCCCCCUCCCCUCCCCAUCCCCACCCCUUCUCUACAUAAGUGCCUGGGGACUUCUAUCUCACUGUAUCUGAAGAAGUGUGCAUGCACACGAAAGCUCAUACCAAAACAAAAACUUAGUUGGUCUUUAAGGUGCUACGGAAGGAAUUUUUUUAUUUUACUUCGACCCAGACCAACACGGCUACCUACCUGUAACCAGCAUUUUCGUGUGCUGCUCUGGUUCGCCAGAAGCAGCUUUGUCAUGCUGGCCACAUGACCUGGAAGCUGUACGCCGGCUCCCUUGGCCAAUAACGCGAGAUGAGCGCCACAACCCCAGAGUCAGUCACAACUGGACCUAAUGGUAGGGGUCCCUUUACCUUAUUUAAACUGGCAUAUGUAGGAUUAAAGGCAGCUUUGAUUGUCAUCUUUGAUGCCCAUCCUGAAACAUCCAAUCUAAGGAGGAACCACUUUACACAACAAAAGACAGAUUCUGCAACAAAUGACCACACAUUCAAUUGCAGGGUAACCAUUCCAAGUUUUUAAAAAUAGCACUUAGGUUCUUUCUAGCUCUUCUCUCUGACAUGCAGCACAUUUAUUCUUAUACUUCACGGCAUGAUAUAAUCAUAUAAUAAUGUGCUCUGUUAAUACCCAUGAGGCAAUGUGCAUUGAAUAUGUUUUUUGUAUACCCUAAAUAAUAUAUAACUAGUAUGAUUUACUCAUUUUAUAGAAGUAGAACUGAUCAAAUAUGAAAAUAAUAUAAACAUUGUGUGUGCACAUGCUUCACUUUAUUUUAUCACAGGCAUUUGUAAAUAAAACUAGAUAGCUUCAUCAAUCAGCACUCCAGCUCACUCAUCAGUGAGAAUUAAUGUGCUGUAUUAAUUGAUUCCAGUGCCAAAGUGAUUUCUUAAUCUUUAAAUGUAGUGAUUCCUGGUAUCCUAAAGCAUACAAAAUCCAUUUGUAAAGCGACUCUUGAAAAGCUCAACUGGGAGCAAAAUCCUUGGUAAAAGUAAGGAAAACAGAUACACCUUAGCAUUUAGUGGAGGUCCAGCAUCAAGUUCAGUCAAAACCUCUCAAGCAUGUGGUGGUUUAACUUAACCCUUUAAAUGACAGACAAACUUUUACUAUGUCAGAGCCGUUGAUAUCCAGCUAUAAUAAAUAUACUGCCAAGAGUUCAAGGGAAAGGAAUUAUCAGGUUCUGCAAAAACCUGUACAAAAGUGGUUGUUUGUUCCUCCUUCUACUCUCAUACUCUAUAAGUCAAUCAUUCAUUCAAGGAUUGUAGUAGUCAGACUGCAUUGAUAUAUUUAUGUAACAAAUACAUGCCUUUUUGAUUGCAUGGUACAUUUAACCUUUUAGGAGUCCAAUUCAAAAAUAAUGGGCCAAUACUCCCAUGGAAGCCCAACCUACCUCGUCUGUUCACAUUCUUGCAAACUCCUGCCCCCUUUCUGCCAGGGCACCAAUGCCUGCUCUCACACCAUAGAGUAGAGACAUCUGCAUCUGAUGGAGCUGGCUAGGCUGGAAUGUAGCUCCAUCUCAGCAGUUUCCUUUGUUCUCUGCUGUCUAGUUCUUUGUUUCAUUUCCUUAGAUGGCACAUGUCCACAGAGGCAUACCUAGGUUUCCUUGUGCCCUAGGCAAUAAGUUGUAUUGGUGCCAGCCCCACCCCUUGCUCCCUUAGCAAGGAGCUGUAUCCCCAGCAGGCAGUCUCCUAGCCACUCCAAACUAGAGUAGAGAGGCAUGAUUUUUAAGCCCCCCCCUUCGCAGGGACCAACCUAGCCAACCCCUAGUGAGGCAUUGGGUGGUGGGAGUUGAGCAAGUUAUGCACUGGGUGCUAGCCCACUGCAGAAACCCUUGGGCAGGGGUAGCCAAUGUGGUGCUUCCAGAUUGCAUCUCCAAUUGUCUCUGUACUUGGCAGAGUUGGAAUUCAGCAACAUCUGGAGGUCAUCCUGUUGGCUAUACUUGCCCUGAGGUGGGGGGCCUCUGUGAAAGGCCAGUGUCCAGACACAGCACAAUAUGGAGUCAUUGCCAUGCUUGCCUGACACAAGCGACCUGGAUGGAUUCAGCUACUGAAUGUGGUUAAGGUGAUGGGUAUAGGAAUCCCUGGUGGUGCUGAUAUUUGCCCCAGAAUGGAGCACUUGGAAUAAUUGUUCCUUAGUCUAAAGUGGGUUCUCUGACUGUAUUGCUUUGGCUGGUACUUGGUUGACCUUGCGUGGUCCAAAUGCUGGUAGUUUGACCACUUCCCCUAUUUUGGAGUCAACUGGGGAGCCUUGCUGAGCAGUUACAUGCCCCUGGCCACCUGCUAGGAUUGAAGAGGGGGGACUGUCUGGUAGCAGUCUGUAAUUGAAAUAUAUAUUUUUUCAUUUAUAUUAAAUUUAUAUCGCACUCCCAAAGAAAGUUUGGCUCUUUUGGGAGGAAGGUAGUUAGUGAUUAGCACUAACGUGUGCAACUUUGGCGCCAUGCAGAUUUCUUCCAUAGUUUGGUGGGGUCCAGCUCCCAAGCUGCUGUUGGGUCUGUGUUCUACUCUAAGAAGCCUAUUUUGCUUAGAUCAGUGGAUAUUGACAUUGCCGGCUGCUUUCUUGCCUCCCUCUUAGGGGUGUGCACAUUCUCCAUUUUCAGUUUCCAUCCACACAAUGUGUGUGACUGUGUUUGACUGUUAGUGCAUAAUUAAGAAACGAGACAUUUCUGUAUAGACCUUUGCAUGGAAGAAUGUACUUAAAUCAAAUCAGCAUCCUGAACACAAAUGGCUUCCUUUCUGGUUUGCCUUACCAAAGAUAUUCUAAUAUGGCCUUUUUCAACAAAAUGUUUGCUGAGCUAUGAUGUGGUGCACAAGGCAAAGAUGUCUGGCAUGAGGGAGGUAAUAAUUCUUUAAAAUAUGGCAGGUACAUACCAAGUACUUUAUAACAGAAGGCAACUUGUGCAGACUGUUUAAAGCAGAUCAAGGGGGAAAGCAGCAGAGGUUGAGGCUUCUCCGAUGAGUCACUGGGUACGUAGGUCUGACUGGAUUCAUGACCCUGACAUUCCAGUUGAAUUACUAGCUGAAAUGUCUCUGCAGAGCGAGUGAUCCCAGUUGAGGCUGCUUGGAAUGGACACAUGAAUCAGAUGGCUUUAGGCAAACUAUUGAAAAUAAAUGUGAGACUAAAAGAGCCUAGACCUGCCUGAAGGGCAAGACCUUAUCGGCCUGGAUGACUGAUGCUACACCCAUGGACACAGGCAAACUGAUUAAAUCUGAUCCAGACAAGACUGAUGUAAUGAUUACCAGGACCUGUGUCCUGUGGGCGUGGAGGGCUGGGGUUGAGAUUGUGAUGCCUGUUAGCAAUACUUUUUGGUUUCCUUGAUCAUUCAGGCCCACAUCCCCUAUGAGCCCCAAAUUCCAGGUGGCAGUAGCCCAGUGGGUUACUUCAUGGUGCCGGCGGUGGGGUACUGCAACCCUUUGUGUCAAGUGGAGACUUACAGCCAAGCCACGUCUUUUACAGAGUUAUGUGUAAAUUUCCAUUGUGUUGUUUUCAAUCAGUUGCUUGGACUGAAAUAAACAGUGGACAGACAAGUGUGUGUGUCACAGGGGUGGGAGUGCUUUAUACUUUCCCUUUCUGUGUCACUCAUUUUCUCCCCAGCAUUUCCUAUCUUUCCAAGCAACAAUUGCACAAGGUGUUGGGACAGAAUGCACAGACAGGAAUCCUGGCUAUGCAUCAGGUGCAGAUAUUAAAGGUGCAGAUAGCAGGUACUCGAGUGUUUGUUAUCAUGGUGUCUUGGUAUGCUUAGGGAGACAUGGGGAUUGCUAAUGGUCUGGAGGAACAAUUUUAGAUUUCUUCAUGAUUGUGUUGGCAGAACAACUUAGCCUCUACCACUACAUCUCAUUUCAACUGAUUACUAUACAGUACUCAACAAUGCUGGGUUAAAUAAAAUUGUGGAUUUGUCAGCCAAUGGAUCUUGCCUGAAAAAACUGUGCAAGACUUUGUUGUAUUUAUGAUAAGGCUUUAUUGACUUUAGAUAUUUUCGAUUUAAAUAAAUAUGAAAGGAAAUGAGAGAAUAGUGUAUGCUGAUUCUUCUAUUCCUAAAUUUCCAGUUUGGGGAAGAUAAAAUAUAUACGAUUAUAUUCAAAAGGAAGAAGCAACACCUUUGAAUUAAAUCUAAAGGCCACAUUUUCCUUAUCCUUCAGGAACUUCUCGUUAUUUCCUACUUUGUAAUUGUGGCCAGUUUUAACCGCUUGAGGAGGAAGGAACUGUUUUGCAUGUGUCUGUGUUAAACCAAUGUAUUCUUCUUGAGAGGUUUGUUUAAAAAAAACAAAACAAAACAGCCCAACAAGAGAACAAAGAUGUAUCCCUGGCCUUUUAAGGAGCGGAAUGUUUGAUUCAAGGAACAGCAAGGUUAGAUAUACGAUGUAAGCAUGUGACAUUUGUAAACAAUUCAUGAAGCUAAAAUCUAGUAUAUUUAAAAAGCAGGGAAUACAUUUUUAUUUUAUAUGGAAAAACAGAGUGCUUUAAUCAAUUUUCUAUAUAACCUCAGGGUUGACAUUCAAUAUAUAACCUUUUUCAAAGUCAGGCCUGUCAGAUAAUUCAGUAGUUAACAUGAACCAUGUUAUCCACAUGAAAAUAUAAAAAGAGAUCAAGACUAUGCAAAGUCCUCUUUAUUUCUCCCCAUUGUAUGUUAACUACUGGACAAAACCAAUAAUAAUUCUUGCAUAUUUAUCAAGGAGGGAAAGCCUCAUUGAUGCAGUUUUGCAUUUGCUUUCUUCUGCCAAACCCUACUGUCAUAAGAGAACUGAACUAAAAUUGAAAUAAUUUUCAGGGCGUAUCUGUGGUUUAACAUGUAGUACUGUCGUCUUUUUUAGCAUGGUUUUGCUGAUAUGACAAAAAAGAAGCAAUUAAUGUUAAUUUAGUUAGUACUGUAGUUGCAACAAGAAUCCCUUUCCAAGAUCCAUUUAUUCAGCCCAAAGAAAAGAGGCUUUUUUCAGAAACCAACCACAGAAUGGAAAGUGAAGAUUGUGGAUAGCAUUGCCACCUUUCCUACGUAGGGCUUCGGUGCCUCUAAUUCUUAGGUGAGCAUCAUUUCAGGGAACAGAUCUUUGGAUGGAUGAAGUUGGUGGCAUGAAAGUCAUGAGCAGCAUUGUAUCUGGAUAUAAUAAACUUAAAUAUAAAAGAGAGGAAAGGGGAACCCAAGUGCUUGGAAGGAUCUAAAUGGAAGGACAAGGAAAUGGACUUGGAUCGAGGAGCUGACAAGAACUUGGUGUGAGGAAUUAAGGAGGGCUUUUACAUGCUCAGAGGAAAGAGAGAGUUAAAUGACCUUGGUAUGAAAGUAAUGGAUAAUAUGGGUGUGAGAGAAGGGUGCAGUAGUCAAGGCAAGAGAUUAUCAGGGCACAAACCGGAAAUUUGGCAAGGGAGGGCCAAAUUUUGUACAGUGUUGUAAAGGGAGAAGUGGUAUGGCAUGAGUGUGGACCGUACUUGAGGAACAAAGAGAGAGGAAUAAGGGAUAAAAAUAAGGAUACAAUAAAAGAAUAAAUGAGGAGAAAAUGACGGGAAGGAAGAUGAGAACUCAAAAACCACAAUAUUAUUUUUAUUUAACAUAUUUAUAGACCGCUUCACAGCUUAAAAUCAUUGAAAUGAGGUAGAAGAUAAAAAACAAAAUAAGACAUCAUUGUCUGUCUCUCCCACCCCCCACUCCUGGCAGUGUUCUGGUGGUUCUCCUGACCCUCCGAGUGUAUCUGGAGGAGGCACAUAGGGAGAAGGUGGGGGGAGCCCAUUGCACUGACAGGAGUCCUCAUGCCAGCUUCAGCUAAUGGAAUGGGGUACUUGAAUCCAGCCCACAAGCUCUAAAAACAAAACAAAGCAAAAAUCAACCAACUAUAAAAUUAUUGUUAAAAGUCAUAGGGGACACAAACAAUGUGCUAAUGCAUGUAGCCUAGUUACUCUUGCUUGCUCCUCCCCUGAUGCAAAUAGCAUUACAGGCCUAGAUGGUCACAUGCUGCAUCCCCCUCUUAAUUUAUCCAUCCAAUAACUUUCUGCUUUGAACUUUCAAAUAUGAACAGAAAGCCAAUAUGAAUGUUGGAAAUAAUAAAGUGUGGAAUGUCCAGUAGCUGUGAAAAGGGGGAAUUCCAUGUUGGAGAUCAUUAGGAAAGGGAUUGAAAAUAGAACUGCCAAGUAUCACCAUGCAAAUCUUUUGUUGAAAUCGUAGUUUGAAUACUGCAUUCAGUUCUGGUUGCUGAAUCUCAGAAAUGCUACUGUAGAGUUAGAAAAGCUUUGGAAAAGAAGAACCAAAAUGAUUGUGUAGCAUCUGGUUGGUUACUGUAAGAACAGGAUGUUGGACUAGAUGGGCCAUUGGCCUGAUCCUGCAGGGCUAUUCUUACAUUCUUACCAGUUACGUAGUGGAAUGAGGUAAUGAAUUUUAAUGUAAUUGAAAUAUGAUCUAGGGGAUUGAUGCUUCCUUUGGCUAGGAAGAGGAAGAGGAAAACAAAAGGAAGAGAUGAGUAAUUGCCAUAAAGUAGCCAGCAAAUAAGUUCCUACCACCUCUUUACUGUGACUUCUGUUGUUAGCAUUUGGUUGGCUAUCUAGCUUCUACUUUUUAGAAAUGAAUUUCAAAACAAGGAAACAUGCUUUUAAAAUUCUUUCUGCUCCUUUUGAACGUCUCUUUCCUUGGAUGUUCUUUGAAAAGGCGUUUUCCCUUUCACUGCAUAGCAGACUGGACUUGAUCUUGCUUCAGGCAGUACUUUUGAAAUGGGGCGCUCUCCAUCUGCUUUUAUUAGGAAAAUUUCCAUUCCUUUUAGUAAAAAGUUGUGACAGAUUAACUGUUUGUUCCCAUUUUGUAAUGACUGAAAAUAAGAGUAAGAGGGUAAACUACAACGAUGGCUACUAUGGAGAGAGGUAAAUAGCGGAGCUGUUCAGAAAUUGCUCUUAAGAUAGUGUGGAGUAGAAGAGUAUUGACAGGGUGUGGGGAAUAGAUAGAUAACAUUAAGUUAAGAGGCAAUAUUGAUAACAAAGAGAUCCAAUAAGUUAUGCAAGAUGAAUUGGAUGAUCUGUUGAACCUGGAGGAGUGAAAUAAAAUGCAAUACAGUAGUCAUAAAUGUUAUGCAUCAUAUAUUUAUUUAAUAAUUUACACCCUGUUUAAGUAGAUUUGUAUCUGUAUCUCUGUGCGUGUUUUUAAAAUUCUGAAAAUUCUAAGUCACUCUCUUUUCUGUCUGCUUCAAUUUGUAAUUCAGAUUUAUUCUUAGGGGUAAACUAGAGAUUUCCCCCUCCACCCUUUGAUUUAAUCUGCCUCUCCAGAGUGAAUUAAAGCUGCCAGAUUACAGACAAAUAGUUCCUGUUAUAUCCACAAGGUAAGUAUUGGCUCCCACUAGAUGCAUCACCAGAGCUACAGCAGUCCCUUCUGCCCCAAGGCAUCAUGACGGACCAGCUGUCCUACCUCUAAGGGCAAUUCCUCUGUGCAUGAAGUUCUUGAUUGGCUCUUGCUUGAGUUCUGAAGCAAAGUAGUAUUGCUCUAUUUGUCCUGGAGCCUACCUCAUCUGGGGUGCCAUCCAUGCCAUCAGAGAGGAGGGGGAAAGACGUAGUAAAAGAUCAGCCCCCUGGCUCUUUUUACAGCACAGGUCAUUGGGCAGCUGUGGGACCCUUGCUAGAGGGACCCUUAUAGUUGACAUGGGAAUCUGGCUCCUAAUUUGAGCAUGGUAAUUGUACUGUCUAGACCACGCUCUACAGAAACAACUAUUUCCAAUCUUCUUGACAAAAUUUGCAGAUUAUUAAACAUAGCUAAAUCUUGAGCCAUUAGGUAUGUAAAUGUGAAUCACCAUUAGGUACAUGAAUUACAUGUACUGUAUUCUUUGUUUCAGUAACAUCAGAAAAACAGAUGAAUGAUUUGCAGAUUCAGAUACCAUGAGGUCCACAGCACCUACACAAUUAAACACCAAUAUAUUUUCAUAAUGUAUGCUACUUGGUUCCUAUUGUAAUCACUUUCCAGAACAAAAUAUGCAUUGUGAUAGUCUGUUGCAAUUACAGUUCAUUAUAUCAGCAUCUUAUGCUUUGAUCAGUUGGGCGCCGGCAGAGAAAUAACUUAUUUGGCAAAAUAGGGAAUGAAGUAGCGGUGUUGCUGUCACAUGUGAUUAACAUCCAUAUUCUUAAAUUAAUAUGGAGUGCUAUAUUUGUUAUAUGCCUCACAGUGAUUUUGGUUUAUAGGCAUAGCCACCAAAAUAACAAUGCGGGUUGAUAAGAGCCUGGUGUUUUCCCCUGGUUCUCAACUAAGGUUUAUUGCUUGGGAUCAUUCUGAGAACAACAUACACAGGACUGCAACCUGUUGUUGUAUUCAGGGUUUUCUGGACUUGGGGGAACGAUUUCAGCAGAAUAUUAUGGGGUCACAGAACAAAGUAAAACAGAAUAAAUCCACCACUAAUUCACUAUUAUUGUGUCAAUAACUUCCUUUAAAAUGCAGCCUCAGUAAAUAAUAACAAUAACAAUAACAAUAACAACAACAGUUUUUUAUAUAUACCCCGCCCGCUGGGUUUCCCAGUAAGGGCCCUAAGCCAAGGUUUGGUUUAGAAUGACAUGUUAACCUGGGCUUUAUGUUAACAGGGUCAAUUUUGGCAAAUAAAAAAAAAGUUUUGGAAAUCUAAUGAUGCACAAUGAAAAUGAGUGCCCCAAAACAAAGUUAGAGGAAUUUCUCAGUAUGCUAUGCAUGAAACCACAAUACAAUAUCUCAAUAUGGAGGUUGGUGUCCUCCUUUCAUUUCCUUUUUCUAGCUUGUACUUGAGAUCUUUAAAUGUCUGUAUUUGCUAAUUCAUUUUUAUUUUUAAUUAUAUUUUAAAUUAUAUAUGACAAGUAUCUCAUAUGUAUGUAUGUAUUCCAAAUACUUAUAUCCCACUUUAUAACUUUCUGAGGCUGUUAAAGCAGCUUAUGAAAUAUUCUUAAAAUAAAAUCACUUCCUAAUCUAGUGGAGGAAGAUAAAUUACAUGGUGUUCCUAUGGAACCAGGAUUAUUCUUUUCCUUUCCUGGUACCAUACAAAGCAGCAGCUCCCACCAAAUGGGAGUAGGGCUAAACAGCAGGAACUUGCUCAGCUGAUGGUGGAAGAGAUCUUCCCUUGCAUGCAGUUGCUAGGCAGCAGGUCCUCUGGGGUAGAGAUGAGCAACUGGAUCUCAUUCAACCCACAAGUAAGAUUAUGGCCAAGGAAAGUCAGGAGAUGACUAUUGCUCUAGAUUUCCAUUCUGCUUGACUGCUUUUGAUGGCUGGUGGCUACUAGUUGGUGACUACUAGCUACUGGACACCCCACCUGCUUGUGGGAGGGUUGUGAUCAUGCCAACGAGAGAGAAAGAAGUUGUGAGGUUUGGCAAGAUGCAGCCGUUGGUGCGAUAUACACUUGCUUUUGGGAAAUGAUGCCAGCUCACACUGGCUGGGUGUUUGCCUGUCCGCAGAUACUCAACCUCUAUAUUUAUACUGUACAUUGUUUUUAGUAUAAAUACAGGGAAUAGCUGUGGGUUUUAGGAAGAGGUAGUAGCUUAGCAGUAGUACCUCUGUUUUAUUUUCAAAAUGCCAAUUAUCAGUGCUGAGAAAUUGCUUUGCUUUAGGAUUCUCUUGCAAAUCAGUUUUUGAUCAGAAACAACAUGAAUCUGACUCUUUAGAAGGUGUUUUUGUUAUAUAUAUUGUUCUAAAAUUGGUUGUCAUGAUCUGGAAGAAAACAUGAUGAACAGCAGUUGGUUUGGGUACAGUUAAUUUCCAAAAAGUUCUUUUUUGAAAGUGCCCUUUGGGGAAAUUUUAAUACUGGGUUGGGAAUUUACUUUGGAAUGAAAGUUUGCAACAAAAAUAAAAAAAUCCAAAUAAAAAGUAUAUUGUGCAGAUAAUUAUUAACUAAAAAUGUAACUUCUGAAGGGACUAUUUAGCCUUGUCCCACCACACCUGGUGAGUUCCGUAGUGAAGGAUCACCAUGUACUGUAGUUUGUAUUGCUGUAGUGCUAAGUGGGAGGGGAAGCCUCAAGUUGCCUGUUAUGAUCUCAGUGGGUUAUCAGUCAUUAUAGCAGUGAGAUGAAGGCCAAACCUGAAACACCGUACUUUUCCGUGUAUAAGACGAGGGUUUUUUUACUCAAAAAUAAUGUUAAAAAUGGGGGGGGGUCUUAUACAUGGGUAGUGCAGAGGGGGGACGAGCAAUUGGUUGCAGCCAUGAGCAGGAUCUUGUGAUUGGGUGGGUGAAUAGUGUCUGCUGCAAUGGCUGCUUUUUAUUGGCUGCUGCUUUGUCAAUUGUAUGGGUUAUUAGCGGAUGUGGCAAGUGCUGCUUUGGAUUGGCUUCUGCUUCGGCAAUUUGGCGUGUGUUGCUUGCGAUUGUUAGCGUUUGUCAGUUGGGUGAGUUAUUUUUGGCUGGGGAGCCUUUUUGGCAAAAUCGCAAAACCAAGCAGUUUUUCCAACGUAUGACGACCCUAAAACAAUAUCCAAGACUGUGUGGUCCAGCAGUUCUGUAUUGUCUUCAUGCUAAACACAGAAGUAUGUCUCCCAAAGGAAGUUGUUUCACAAUGCAUCUUCAAAUGAAAAUAUAUAUAGCAUAUGAAUUUCAGUUACAAAGGGCAAUGAAGUAUAAACCUAUGCAUUCUUUACACUAUGUAGCAUAAUAUGUCAGUAGGGAACAUUUCCUUUCCCCCUCCUGCUACUCAUGUUUGCAUUCCCCUGCAAUACCAUAGCAACUAUGGGGUUAUGGAAACUAUGGAAGCUGGGGGGAAGAUCUAUGCUCAAUUAGGGAACAACUGAGCCAGGGGACCAGGAUUCAAACAUCCACUUAGCCAUGAAGGUCACUGGUUGUUCUUGGGCCAGUCACUGUCUCUCAGUCUAACCUAUCCUGCAGUAGGGUUCAGUAGGGUUGCUGUGAAGAUAAAAUGAAAAGUGAGAGAACCGUGUAUACCGUGUUGAUCUCCUUGGAGGAUAUUGAUGUAAUAAAUAAAUACUAUUCCAUCUAUAUUGCUGUACAGUCAGACACGCUAGAAGACCCUGGCUGUUAGGAUCAAAGGGAGGAGGAGUAAAAUGAGAACAGAACUGGGGGUUGAAUGAGGAAAUCACCUGCAUGCCACAGAGAACAGGAUAGACAGUAGUGAAUACUCUGCCUGCUCAGUAUAGGAAAGAAAUAAAGAAAGAGUUUUGAGCUAUAGAGUGGUAGGCCCAUGAUUUUGUGUUAGGGUUUUUUUUAAAGCUAGAAAAGCAGUUUAGUAGUGGUGCAGUAUAAGCUGUCCAGAGAAAGUGUAGAUUUUCAUUGCAGAUUUACAAAAACUAUGUGGGAGCAAAGGGGGCACUAGGCAGGUGUUUGAGGUGCUUUAAGUAUAGGAUAUCCUGUGUUUGUUUAAUGGGUACUACAUCACUCUGAUUCCUUGAAAAUCCUGAUCUUACUGAAAAUGUGGUUUUGUUGCCAAAUCACUCUGUUCAUCCUGUAGAUAUCUGGAUAGGGAGAAGUAUUACUCUAAAAUGAAUUCUGAAUGUAGAACUUGUAUUCAGACAGAGUAUUACUUUGUUAAUUGAUUAUAACAAAAUGUAUACAGCACUUGAUAGUAGAAUUUGCAGGAAAUACUAAAAUUAUCAAUAAAAAUAGCUGAAAACAUUUAAAAGUAAUCAAAAUUAACCGUGAAAGAAAGUAAAAUACACCGGCAUCUACGUGUCUGGAUAAGCUUAUCUAAACAAAAGUGUAUUAAGCAAGUACUGAAAAGAGUAAAGUGAAGGUGUCUGUCUGAUAUCUACAGGCAGGGAGUUUCUUGUUUUCCCUUCAGAAUUGCUUUAUUAACUCUGUUAUAUUAAUAAAAAAGAUACUUACCUUGGCAUAUUUUUGCAAUAUGAGUAGGGUUAGGAAGGUGACCUGUGCCCAGUGUGGCUGGAGCCCAGCAACCUGUCUUUAUUGAAUUGUUCAGAUUUUGUUGUGAGUUUGUUUAGUCCAUUGACAUUUUUCUUUGUUGCACGAAAUGUAUUUGGCGUAUACGUUAUAAUUCACUGCCUUUAUCAUAUGCCCUCAUGUGUCACUCCCUGAAAGGGCACUCUUUACCUUGGUGGAAUGAAACAUAUGGGUCACUGGAGACUUAUAAUGAUCUCCUUUGGCAUGACCCUGAAUGGUCAUUUUAGUUAGAAUGUGCAAGACUUUAUAUAUCCCACUUUGUAUAAGUGAACAGAUUGUGAUCCAGGCUUCCUGUGCUGUUCUUUGGGAAAAAAUAAUUGCACUUUUAGUAAUGUUGAAUGGGGUGCAUGGGUUCAUUCAUAUACAUGGUGUAUCUAUCUCUAUAAUCUCUUUGGUUCUUUUGAAAUUUGUAUUGGCUUGGAAUACUUGAAUAUUCGCAGUGAGAUGGGUUUUUUAAAGUUUCCGUAAGGGGUUUUCUCAGAAGUCACAAGUUAUUUUGACACUCUCUUGAUGUGGUUACACGAUUAUGGUUUGAACUACAAAACCUGAUAAAUAAGUACUCUCUGCCCCUUCUCUGGUCUGUAGUGUGUUUAAUUCAUUUGGUGCAGUCAGUUGAGCUCAAUUGAUUUUGGCUUCCUAAAACAAUUGUCCAGUGAAAGAGCGUACAACAGAAAAAUGAAAUAAAAUAAUCUAUUAAACAUUAAAAGCCUCCCUAAACAGGGCUGCCUUCAGAUGUCUUCUAAAAAUCUGGUAGCUGUUUUUUUCUUUGACAUCUGAUGGGAGGGCGUUCCACAGGGCGGGCGCCACCACCGAGAAGGCCCUCUGCCUGGUUCCCUGCAACUUGGCUUCUCGCAAUGAGGGAACCGCCAGAAGGUCCUAUGUGCCUGAACAUGUGCUGCCUAAUCCUAAACAGCAAAUCUUGGAAUUAAAUCUCACCUGGUUUAGUGGGACUGAAUUUUUAGGAAGUUUCCUUAGGGCUGUAACCUGUGGCUAUGUUUCUCAGGGGGCCUCUGGGGGUAAAAUCAAACUGAUGCAUUAGCAGCACUGAAGUGACCUUCCCAAGGCACAAGCCUGGGCACUGUGGGCCACCCAGAUGACACCCCCCCCCCCCGCUGAUGUGGUCCAAAGAAAAGCAGAGCAAUACGUUUGGCACCAGCUUGGCUGCAGGAGUUGAAGGAAGAAGGCAUACAAGGCGCCAUCCAACCAUCUUUGGGACUCCAUUCCACUUUUGUGUAGGGUUUCCUCCUCAGCAUUUUAUUCUUCCGAAGAUGUCACACAAGGCAAUGGAUGUUUAGGAUCAGAUUUCUCCUUCUCCUAGAUGGGCUACCUUCCCAAGUUGAUGGGCCCCAUCUGCCCCUCACUUCCCUCCACAGCAUGUGCAGAAACUGCCUUGUUGACCGUUUGACCCACUAUUGAUCUCAUCGGCUCAAUCCUCUGGAGACUGUUGUCACAUGAGGGGAAGUCCCUAACUCCCUGAGGGUUUGAGACCCAUCGGCUGCCCUCACCUGGUUUAGCCAGCCAGGUGACGCUGUUCCCAGGGUGUGAUAGGGAUUUUAAAAAAUGAAUACAGUGGUACCUCUGCUUACGAAUAACUCUACUUACGAAUGUUUCUACUUACGAAUAGAGCUCCGUCCGCCAUCUUGGAUGUGAUUUAGAUAGGAUUUUUUCUACUUACGAAUUUUUAGAUAGGGUUGCUUAUACUUACGAAUUUUUUCUCCCAAUGCAUUCCUAUGGGAUUCGACUUACAAUUUUUUUCAACUUACAAAUGUGCAUUCGGAACGCAUUAAAUUUGUAAGUAGAGGUACCACUGUAGUUACUUAUAAUGGUUUUUAUAAAUAAAAUGUUGUUUUGAGCCUGCAAAAACAACAUAAAGAUCUAGUUUUGUAACAGUUAUUUGGUUUUCAUUUUAAAACGUUUGCACCACUGACAGUUUUUCUAAUUAAGUAAUACAUGGAAGGUUGCAUUUGUCUUCCCCUGGAAGUGAUUUUUAAAUAUCAACCUUCCUUUUUCUGUUUCUUCUUAGUCACAGUUUCCUUUUCUCUGCACCACAGACACUUACUGUUGUUGAGUUCUCUUAUUUCUCUUUCAUUAAGAGGGCAUCACAGCACUUAUUCUGCUUUUCUGUCUUUUGGAAAACCUGUCUCUUAAGAGGAGAUGAAAAAGAAAAGGGGGCAGCUCUCUGCCUAAUAACUGAGGCUAACAUUAGUCUCUCAAAACAAACCUUUGUUCUGCCAAAUGGGAAAAGGCAAACUAAUAAUAACAGUUCAAAGCAUAGCAUUUAGUAAAGGUUAACAUUUACUUGCUUUUUCUAGAAAAGCACAAAUUUGAUAAGUACAGUUCAGACAAUGAUGUUACUUAACGGGCAUAAAAGUAAUGAAGUUUAAUAUCUCUUGUUGUUGUUGUUUAGUCAUGUCCGACUCUUCGUGACCCCAUGGACCAUAGCACGCCAGGCACUCCUGUCUUCCACGGCCUCCCGUAGUUUGGUCAAACUCAUGUUGGUAGCUUCUCUACACACUCAUAAAUAAAUAUCAUCCUCAUCUUACACUCUUAACAUACAGAAAAUGAACUGCGUGCUCAAAAGGCCAUUGGUGCAGCCUUUAUAGAAGUGUACUAUUUCAGGUGGGGGAACUCCAUAUCUGAAUGUUUCUUUAAAAGGAAUAUUAACUUCCCAGCACAAAAUUUGCAAGGCAAGGAGGGCACAGUAGUGAUGCAGGAUGUGGGACAGAUUCAUAUAGCUAGGUAAGCAAAAUGCUAAAAAGUGUGGUUUUCUUUCAUGUGGCAAUGUCAAAUGCAUCUUUCAAUUUUGCUGACAAAUAGCCAGCAAUCAAAUAGCACUUUUUGGAAAGGCAAGAACUGUGAAACACAGUUUCCUGCUUCCACCCUUUUGAAAAUAGUACCCCGAGCUUUAGUCAGAUGUUUCCCCAUUGGUUUUUGAACGAGUUUUCAGUAAUUUGCUGUGUUCUGCUGGUCUGUACUGAUCUUGCCCACUCUCCUCCCAUCCUGUUGUCAGUGGGCGGGUCUCAGUAGUGAGCAAUAUUCAGUUACACUUGCUUGACAUACUCAAGAGCUUUUCUGCUUCCUGUUUCAGUGGAGCACAAGAGCUGCCUUAGAUAAUGCUAUCAGAAGCCUAGCACAGCAACAGGAGCACACUUUGAUUUCCCCAGCAGCUGCAUGCCAGAGAGAGGCUGCAGAGGGAAGACUUGGUUUUGCUGUCAUAGCUGGUAGACCAACAGAAUCAGCUGUGACAUCCGAAACUGCUGCUCCUUCAGCCACAAUGGUGGCAAAGGAUUAUCCAUUUUAUCUCACAGUCAAAAGAGCAAACUGUGGACUGGAAGUACAGACAGCGAGCAUCUCAACAAGAGAAACAGAGGAGCCCAGUAAUAAGCGGGUCAGGCCUCUUUCUAGAGUGACAUCACUAGCAAGUUUAAUUCCUCCUGUUCGAGCAACUCCUUUGAAACGAUUCGGUCAGACGCUUCAGCGUUCCAUCAGUUUUCGCAGUGACAGUCGGCCAGAUCUGCUUGCCCCAAGACCCUGGACUAGAAAUGUACCCCCUGCUAGCACCAAGCGAAGAGACAGUAAACUUUGGAGUGAGACCUUUGAUGUUUGUGUCAAUCAGAUGCUCACAUCCAAAGAAAUCAAGCGGCAAGAGGCAAUUUUUGAACUUUCACAAGGAGAAGAAGACUUGAUAGAAGACCUGAAGUUAGCAAAGAAGGCUUACCAUGACCCAAUGCUUAAACUUUCCAUAAUGUCAGAGCAAGAAUUAAACCAAAUAUUUGGGACACUGGACUCUUUAAUUCCUUUGCAUGAAGAUCUUCUUAGACGGCUAAAAGAAAUUAGGAAGCCUGAUGGAUCUACAGACUGUGUUGGUCACAUCCUUGUGAGCUGGUUGCCUUGUCUAAAUUCCUAUGAUAGUUACUGUAGCAACCAGGUAGCUGCCAAAACUUUGCUGGACCAGAAAAAGCAGGAUCACCGGGUGCAAGACUUCCUACAGCGUUGCCUAGAGUCGCCUUUCAGCCGUAAACUGGACCUGUGGAAUUUCCUUGAUAUCCCAAGAAGCCGUCUAGUGAAGUACCCGCUACUGCUUAGAGAGAUUCUGCGACACACGCCAAACGAUCAUCCAGACCAACAGCUCAUUGAAGAAGCUAUUAAUAUUGUCCAAGGAAUAGUGGCAGAAAUCAACAAAAAGACAGGUGAAUCUGAAUGCCAGUAUUACAAAGAGAGGCUAAUCUAUCUUGAUGAAGGCCAAAAGGACUCCUUGAUAGGUGAUUCACGUGUCGUGUGCUGUCAUGGUGAACUAAAGAACAACCGGGGAGUGAAAUUGCAUGUAUUUCUCUUCCAAGAAGUACUGGUAAUUACUCGAGCUGUUACACAGAAUGAACAACUCUGUUACCAAUUGUAUCGGCAACCCAUCCCUGUGAAAGAUCUUGUGGUAGAAGACUUGCAAGACGGAGAGGUGCGAUUGGGUGGAUCCAUACGUGGUGCAUUUAGCAACAAUGAGAGGAUUAAAAACUUCUUUAGAGUCAGCUUCAGAAAGGGAUCUCAAAGCCAGUCUCACUCACUGCAAGCAAAUGACACCUUCAACAAACAGCAGUGGCUCAAUUGUAUCCGUCAAGCCAAAGAAUCAGCCUCUUGCGCAUCAGGCGAAGUCCGGACACUUGAUUCUGAAGUCCCCUUACUAACAUCAUCGAGUACAUCAUCAAGUAGGAACAGAAUACCCCGUCAGGAAUCUAAGCUUGAGCAAAUGGACCAAUCAGACAGUGGGUCUGACUGUAGUAUGGACGUCAGUGAAAUCAGCAUUGACUGUGACCACAUGGAGCAGACAUACCCUUGGGAAACUGACAAAGAAAUAGAAAGCAAUGUCUGACAACAACCGCAUAGUGGUCUUCUGUGUCUUACCUGUACAGUAUUUGCAUUCCAUAUAUGGAACAAGAAGCACUUUUUAAUAUUUUUGUCACAAUGUCAACUCAGUCUCUAUUAUAUUUGUACCUUUCGACCAUAGUACUGUAACUGCUGGUGUGCGUAUUUUGAUAUGGCAACUAUAAUCCUGUGAUAAUUCUGUAAACGUCUCUGUGGCUAAGAGAGGUACUUGACCAAUUAUUUCCAAUGUCUUGCUGGUAGAUAUGACCUCUAAACUACUGUUAUUAUGCAUAUUACAUACAAGAAUCUCUGUUUUAUAAAGUGCCCUAUUUUGACCUCUCACAAGGCAGCCACACACAAGGACAUGAACAAAGCAUUUUAAAGUUAUCACAUCCAGAAAUUGUUUGUGAAUGAUGUGUGCAGGUUUCCAAAAAGCUUGAAAGACUAAAAUUAAGAGUCUCAUUGAUUAGUGACUUUCAUAAUCUUAAUUUAAGAGUUAUGGCCAGUGCAGAAUAUAUAUUUUCUCAGUUCACAGAUGCAAGCUAAAAGGUCAUUUGAAAGUAAGUUGUGUGCCAGUGCUGAAUCUUCAGAUGAAAAUUCCAACGUUUAUAUGAUGGUGUUUUCUGAUAAUCGGAUGGUAGUUUACCUACUGUCCCAUUUAGAAUAAAGCAUUAAAAGAGUAAAGAAGCUGAAACAUCCAAAUACUUUGUUUAAAUUGCUUUGUUUGUUUUGUGUAGCCCUUUCUAUGUGCACAGCCAGGCAGUUUGUAUGCAAAAUGCUGCUUCUAAAAUAUUAACAUUUUAGACCAAACUGCGGGAGGCAGUGCAAGACAGGAGUGCCUGGCGUGCUCUGGUCCAUGGGGUCACGAAGAGUCGGACACGACUAAACGACUAAACAACAACAAAUGUUAUACUGCCCUCAGGAUAGCCGUUAUGUGAUGUCUACAAAAAUAAGCCUUUCUUCUGUCAUCCCAAUUUUUUCUCCAGCAUACACUGCCUGCUCCCUUUUGUGGUUCACAGAUACAGACACUUCUAUUAAAAAACCUGUAUGGGGAACCUCUUCAGCGUCAUCCUCAAGGCCAGAAUUGACAACAAAGCCAAGGUGGGCUCCCCAGACUUCUGUAACAGGUUUACAGAAAGUUAGGACUGGGACUAUACCACAUGCCAUUAAAAAUGUCAAUUUCUCAUUGGCUCUGUUCAGAGAAAUAACCUCCAUGUUAUUUGGGUGUGUUCUGGCUUAAUUAUGAUUAAAAUAAGGGGUGACUCUAAAUUCAAUUUAAAACUAUGGUUUGCAAUCAUUUUUCUAAUGCAACCCACCAAAGGAAUUUUGCUUAUUCAAGAAUCAGCUACAAACUCUCUCUCUCUCUCUCUCUCUCUCUCUCUCUCUCUCUCUCUCUCUCUCUCACACACACACACACACACACACACACAGCAUAUUUCUAGAUUCAGGUAGGUAGCCGUGUUGGUCUGACGCAAUCGAAAUAUAUUAAAAAAUAUAUAAAAUGUCCAGUAGCACCUUAGAGACCAACUAAGUUUGUUCUUGGUAUAAGCUUUCGUGUGCAUGCACACUUCUUCAGAUACACUGCAUAUUUGUUUCUAAUGACAUCUGCACACAGCAUUCACUAUUACUGCAUCUCUGGAAACCCACACCUCAAAACUGUUUGACCCACUCUUUCAACUUACUGGUCUGAAAAUUACAUUUGACUAGCUUGGCACCCUUAAAGUAAGUAAAAUGUCAAUAAAAUUUGUACUUAUGAAUCAAACUCUAAUUUCAAAUGUAAGGUUGAAUAGUACAGUACUGUAAUGCUGAAUUUGACCCUUUCUAAAGAGGGGUCCUGAAAUUUGCAACCUAGUGCACUGAAAUGUUCUCUGAUACCACUAUUUCCAUUUUCUGCACAGUGUAGAGUCUAACCUCAGCACUGCAGAAGCAUUGAUAUUGCCAAAAUGCAUACUUCAUACAUUUUACAUGUUUACAGAAAAACUGUAAGAGUAAAUAAGAUGUCAAUUUGAAUUUGUAAAUGUGUACUGCUGUGUUAGAGGAAUCAUUGUGGUGAGAUAAUAGAUAAAAAAGCAGGCUAAUACUUAUAUUUUUUCAAACAAAAUUAUGGCCAAUUUUACUCUAUUGAACAUAUUUCUAUAUGUAUAGGUUUCAAAUAUUGUUGUUUUCUAUUUCAGGCUUGUAAUUUAUUUUAAUUGCUUCAUUUUGGAAGUUGAGUAUUAGCCAAUCCAGAGUAGGUGGAAGUAUUUUUCAAAAUAGAAGGAAGUAGAAAGUAUAUUAGGAUGUGAACUACUGAAAUGACAAAUACUUGCCAAAAUGUUGGAGAUACUGUGUAAUGUCUUCAAUUCUUAAAAAUAAUUGAUGUAUUGAUUAAAUCUCUUUUUUUGCAUAAUAGCCUUACACUGUUCUCAAAGCAUUUCAAAUAAAUUACACUGAACUGUC